AUGUUGCUGGUAACCUUGGAGAGCGCUUGGCUGAACAUGCCACUGCAGAGCAGCACCACGGCACGAGCUCGAGCCACGUCCUCCCGCCAUUCGAUCAAGUGUGUUCGGCGCUACCAGCGGUGGCUCCGAGAUGCUGUGGACAAUGCUCUUGAAGAGCUUGAUCGGGACCCUCCGCCCGCUCAAGGCCCACCGGCCAAGCGGGUUCGCUUCGGUGAUUCGGAAGUUCGUGAGUUUCCGGCGCCCUCGGCGCCAUCAGAGCAAGAAGUAGAAGUGCCACAGAUCGAUGCGGAGGCCAACGACCAUCUAAGUGAUUACGAGCCCUCGUUGCCCUCCGAGUACGAGGGAGAAGAUGAUCUGAUGGGUGUCGCCGAGGCACCGAAGGACGAUCGCACCUGCCUUAGCAAAAUUAUGGUUGGCCUGGGUCUCAAAGCCUCACCGCUCGAGCCCACACUCUUUAGUAACUUUAGUGGCUGGGUUCAGCUCGGACAGAAGUGGACGUAUAUCAUCGCCUUAGCUUAUGUGGAUGAUUUGUUGAUCGUCUCCGACAGCCAAGAGGGGGUUGAGUUUAUCCACAAGUCUCUGAGUGCGGUUCUAAAGGUGAAAGUCACUGGGAGGCUCCAUGAGGAUGGCCAGCUUGAGUUUCUAGGACGGCUCAUUAAGCUAGAUGGGAACAACAUCACCCUUGGGGUGAAACCUGAGUAUGUGCGUUCAGUCUUCUCUGCCUUCGGGUGGACUGAGAAAGACCUGGCCAAGGUCAAGCCUGUGGCCACAACUCCUGACAUUAGGGCUCUUUACGAUGCUGAGGUUUUUCCCGCCGGGAACGGGGAAACUUUGGAAGAAGAAGGUGCCACUUUGGUGGCGUUCUGUGACAGCAACUGGGGUCAGCUGGCUUCUCACAUCUGGGGCGAGAUCACCAAGCCCCUCGCCAUCUGCACGGACAGUGCGUCUGCUCGCCAGAUUGCCGGGAUGGCCGCCGUGGUUGAUGCCAUUGUCUCGGGAGCGGAUUGGGAGGCCGUAGCUCAGGACCAAAAGGAGACUGUCAGCCGUUUGCGGGCCGAGUGCAAGGGAGAGAGGCUCAUGGCGGAGGUUCUGGAGGACGCGGUCACGCAGCAGCUGGGCUUCUGGCGGCACCUGAUCCCGAGUGCACACCCGACGCUCCUUCAAGGGGCUCAAGAGGCUCAGGAGUUCAGCAAGGCGAGCGAGGAGGCUCAGCGAGGCUUUCAGCUGCAGCAGCAGCCGACUCAGAACUUCUCGACGAUUCUGCCGCUGAUCCUCCGCAUGCUCCUCCGACAGGAGGACGAACUUCAGAUGCUUCGGUUGGACAAGGCCUUUUGUCUGUUCGUGGAUCCGGUUCCGGGGCCAGGCUGCAUUCUCCAGGCCUUGUACAGGAUUUCGCAAGCAUGGAAGGAGCAGAAGGAACAGGAUCCGUCGCAGAUUCUCGCACCACUCCGGGUUGUGCUGAUGGAGGCUCUUCUGACGGAGUUGGGAAAUCGGCUCAAGAUGCUGCCCAACAACAAGGAGGCCCUGGACGCUGCACUAAAGAAUCAGUGGAUCCUUCAGGACGGUGCCACUUUGAAGUGGCAGUUUCAGAGCUGGGAUCCGAUCACAGCCAAAGUCAUCAUUCACCCCAAGAAGCAGCCUUUGCUGGCAACCGAGGUGGAAGCGAAGUUAGCGGAUGCACUCCAGCUUUGUCAGAGAGAGGGCAUUUUGCACCGCUUUCAUGCGACAAGGCCGCUGAGCGAGGAGCCGAAGUCUCCUCAGUCGGUGUUCCUUCUUCAGGUGUCGCUUCGCAGCGAGGCAGCCAACACGUUGCACAGCAUUCUCACUUCUCACGGAGCUCUCCGAAUGCGCGGUGUGGCGAGUUCUGAACAUCCGCUUGCGCCCCGAGCGUCUUCAGAGAUCUCAGCUUGCGAAGCAAAUCGAAGCCUGCCUCAAGAGCUUGUGCUCCGGCUGCAAUUGCACAACAAUGGCAACUGCUGCUACAUGAAUUCUCUUGUGCUUGCCAUGCUGUGGGUUUCAACUCGUGUUCGCAACUGCUCUCAGGCAGACCUCUUCGGAGGGCUCUUGACUUCGGUGAAACCUUUGCUACAAGGCGCCACCCAAACUUUCUCGCUCAUGACUUUGUUCAUGUGGCGUAUGUUUGUGCAAGCUUGGCCUCAACCUUCGCGCCAACACGAUGUUGUUGAGUUUGCUGCCUUUGUCAUGCGCAAGGCUCAGCCGUUGGCCUAUGCUGGCCACUGGAGUGCGUGGGAUCCGGAAGCGCCGCACUCUCGCAAGGAUUGGAGUGGCACUCACGCCCCAAUCAUUGUGGAUCCCAUCCUGCCUGAAUGCGUCCUGCAGGAUGCUGUUGCUGUGUGGGAGCACGACCAUCUGGUGAGAGGUUCGUGA
Molecule: messenger RNA, 2388 nt
Organism: Symbiodinium sp. CCMP2592
Lineage: Eukaryota; Dinophyceae; Suessiales; Symbiodiniaceae
Source: the annotation of a GenBank genome assembly